AUGGCUUUCUCAAGCUCCGCGUUCCAGCAAGCCCUUCAUAAUGCCGCACCUCGCCUAUCUAAGCGGUUCUUCUCUUGCCAGGCGCAUACCCGAUCAUCCUCCCUUCGACAUGUCCUUCCAGUAGCACCAUUAUCCCGAAGCUACCGAUCUAAUUGCAGCACAAGACCAGCACAUGUCUUUCGACAGCACAUACAACGUCAGUUUCGAGGCUUCCGGUCAUCGGCGCACCAGCGACAAGCAGUCCAACAGAUCGAGCAAGUCCUCGAGAAGGAAAGCAGUACCAAUGCGGAUAUCCUCUCACAAUCUACCAAGAACAAGAGAUCCGGCUGGCCAGACUCCUCCUCUAAUACUGUCGCAUACUGGCUUCUUGCUUCCGCCGCCAGCGUUUUCGGCAUAGUCGUCUUCGGUGGUCUUACCCGACUCACUGAGUCCGGGCUCUCCAUCACAGAAUGGCGUCCUGUAACUGGCAGUCUCCCGCCUAUGAGCCAAUCGGACUGGGAAUCUGAAUAUGAGAAAUAUAGAAAGAGUCCUGAGUUUCUGGUAUUGAAUAGCAAGAUGACAUUGGAAGAGUUCAAGAGUAUUUAUUGGAUGGAAUGGAUUCACCGGAUAUGGGGACGGGUCGUGGGAGUCACGUUCCUGUUACCCGGGAUCUACUUUGUUGCAAGAGGCAGAGUGAGCAGGAAUAUGACAAAGAAGAUAACUGGGAUAGCGGGCUUGAUCGGGUUUCAGGGCUUUAUCGGCUGGUGGAUGGUAAAAAGUGGUCUGAAAGAUGAGUUUCUGGUACCUGGAGAGCGUGCUGGAAGAGAUGUGCCGAGGGUGAGUCAGUAUAGACUUGCGACACAUCUGGGCACAGCCUUUAUCGCAUACCUGAGCAUGUUAUGGUGUGGUCUGGAUAUCCUGCGAACAAAUCGACUAUUGAGGCAGAACGUGGACAAGAGUGCUAGCGACCUGUUUGCGCUACGACAUCCUGGACUUCGAAGCUUUAAGAUCGCAGUUGCAGCGUUACUGGGUCUGACAUUCACGACAGCCAUGAGCGGUGCCCUGGUCGCAGGGCUUGACGCAGGCUUAAUCUACAACGAAUUCCCAUACAUGGGUCUCGGCCUAACACCACCACGAUCUGAACUCUUCGACAAAUUUUACCUCCGCGAGCGCGACACAGAGAAAGAUCUUUGGUGGCGCAAUAUGCUCGAGAACCCUUCCCUCGUCCAACUUGACCACCGUAUCCUGGCGACCACGACCUUUACCGCUGUGCACGCUCUCUAUUUCUGGACAAAAUUCUCACCAGCAUUGAAGAGUAUGCUUCCACGCGCCGCCAUGAGAGGUGUCCACGGCGUCCUAGGCUUCGUCUGGCUACAAGUCAUUCUCGGCAUCUCUACACUGAUCUACAUGGUCCCAAUACCACUUGCGAGCGCUCAUCAAGCCGGCGCACUCGCACUGCUCAGCUACGUCACUGUUCUCGGAAGCAGGAUCUGGGUGCCUAAGGCUGCUGUGGAAAUCCUGAGGAGGCGUGCCGGUGCUGUUGGAACAAAGUACAACUUCCCUGCUGUGGAAAGGAUCAAGCCGAACUAUGGCGCUGCAGAAGGUGCGCCUGUGUUGCAAGCUAGUAUGGCGAGUGCGGUGGUCGCGGCGGCAGGAAGUUUGGCGGUUGCUGGAAAUGUGGAUAGGGCGAAGGUUGAGCAGCAGAGAAUGAAGCUUGGGAGGGAGCAGAUGGACUUUCUACAAUGGCAGGCGCGAAAAACGUUACACUCGAGUGUUGCUGAACACAACACCAGAGACGAAGAUGGCCAGCCUCCUCAGAAAAGGUUUCGAUCCAGUGCGGCGCCGAGAGGAACCAAGUUCUCCGUUGGAUACACUGAUCGAGCGCAGCAGCGCAUGAAUGAGCAGGAAGGGACUGGCGACGAUAAGCAAAAGCGCCUCGAGAACCUGGAAAAGAUGCUGAAAUUGCAGCAGAUCGACCAAGAGACCUUCGAGAACCUACGAGACGAGAUAGGUGUGGGUGGUGACACAUCGAGCACGCAUCUAGUGAAGGGAUUGGACUUCAAGCUGCUUGAGCGCGUGAGACGAGGCGAGGACGUGACCAAGACUACUGAAGCUUCCGCAAUAACCAAUUCGAACGAGACUGAGAUCGACGUCGAGGAAGAACUCGAAAGGGCGCUUGAGAAGGACGUUUCAGCUUCAGGAGAAGGUACACACGUGGAUCUUAACGAAGAAAUCGAGCAGAAUGAGCACAAUCAGGUGGGAGGUGAGUCAGCUCAGCCCUCCACGAUCAGCCGCGAUGAGAUCUUGCGCCAACUGAAAGAGAGACGCAAAAAUCCACAACCGCAGCUAGCAGCCCAGGUAGCACAACCCUCACUCGAUCAUUCCAGGUUCAAGAAGCUCGACCCUGUCAAGAAAUCAAACAAGCACAAGUUUACGGAAUCGGUCAAUGGUCGUAGACGUGAGGUGCUAGUCGUUACAAACAAGGACGGCACAACUAAGAGAAAGACAAGAUGGUUAGACCCUGCACCUAAAGCGCCCACUACAAGAAACGGGUCACAAGCAGAUGCCGGUCAAGCAUGGGGAGGAGAUCUUUCAGAGGAGCUGUUAGCGAGACAGAAAUUUGCAGCUGAGCAGGCGGCUAAGCAGGCCGAAGACGAUGAUGACGGUGACAUCUUCGGCGGUCUUACUGAGUACGAUCCUCUGGCCGGCAUAGACAGUGGAGAUGAAGAGAAUGAGAAAUCUGCGGCAAAGAACACAUCGAAAGACUCCAAUGAUACGCCAUCUGUGGUCACGGAAGCUACAGGGAGACCACUCCAGUCAACGGCUAAGCGCAACUACUUUGCUACUGCUGACGAUGCUGAAGAGUCCAACAAAGCUCCUACUCACGAUCCUGCCAUCCUUGCAGCUCUCAAACGUGCAGCGCAGAUUCGUCAGCAGGAGGAGAACGAGACUGAGGGCACUACAGAUCAGCAAGCUGACCAAGAAGACAGAACAGACGAAGCACGUCGAAAGGCCCUGCUUAAGAAGCUACAGCAUAAAUCAGGUCAGGACGAUAUUGACAUCGACAUGUCCUUUGGCGGCGAGAAUCGCUUCGACGAUGAAGAGGAUGAUCGAAAGCAGAAACUGAGUGAGUGGAAAGGUGCCGGGGUGGAUGACAACGACGAGGAAGGUGAGAGCAAAGGGGAUGGCAAGACCAAGAGAAAGAGAGGCGGAAAGAAGAAGAAAGGCGACAAGAACAGUUUCGCUGAUGUUAUGAGCGUGAUUGAAGGGAGGAAGAAGACUUGA
Molecule: messenger RNA, 3264 nt
Organism: Lithohypha guttulata
Lineage: Eukaryota; Fungi; Ascomycota; Eurotiomycetes; Chaetothyriales; Trichomeriaceae
Product: Cytochrome c oxidase assembly protein cox15
Exons: 2
Coding region: 1-3264 (1087 amino acids)
Biological process (GO): heme A biosynthetic process
Cellular component (GO): mitochondrial inner membrane
Molecular function (GO): oxidoreductase activity, acting on NAD(P)H, heme protein as acceptor
Source: RefSeq, a predicted model, not a curated record